Molecule: messenger RNA, 2475 nt
Organism: Amorphotheca resinae ATCC 22711
Lineage: Eukaryota; Fungi; Ascomycota; Leotiomycetes; Helotiales; Amorphothecaceae
Exons: 6
Coding region: 1-2475 (824 amino acids)
Biological process (GO): regulation of DNA-templated transcription
Cellular component (GO): RSF complex
Source: RefSeq, a predicted model, not a curated record
AUGGCCUCUUCCAGGAAGAGGGGACGGCAAGAAAUGGAGGCCGCCGAGGCUCCCAAGGAACACGGUCUGCUUCACCGUAUUCGCAAUAUGUGGGAGUUUGCCAACCUGGUUCAGUGGAUAUUCAUUUUCGGACGGGCUGUCAAGAUUGAUGAGAACCUGGACGUCGAGGACCUUGAGGCGGAAUGCCUGAAGACUCAUUCAACUGUUUUACCCGAGAUUGGCCUUGCUCUCCUGAAAUUUGUGUCUUCGCACCGAGGCUUGACCCCUGAACUAUUCGAUGAAUACACACGAAGGCAAUACGUUGCUAAAGCGCCACAUCGCAACCCCUUCGGCACCGAAGAAGAGCCUGCAAAAUUCAAUGAGUUCGAUAUCCGAGUAUUGCAACAGCUUACACAAUGGACACUUAAUAAUCCUGAUCGCAUUCGCGAGAAGAUGGAGGAACAAAAAGAUACCGAACAGACAAUCUGGCGGAUUGAACCCUUUGGAUGGGACGCGGAAGACCGUACUUAUUUUCUCCUGGACGAUAACCGACUCUACCGCCGGACUGACCCUCCUCCUCCGCCUCCAGUGUCAAAGCCCAAAAAGAAUUCGAAAAAAGCCAAAGCAUCUCGCAGAGCUAGCAAACGUCGAAAGGUCUCAGAAGCUGCAGAUAGUGAAGCUGAACAUGUUGAAGAAUCAGCUGCUGAGGACCAUACAAAUGCCGACAUGGAGGACGACGGAUUUGGCGGUAUGAAAUGGGAAUGUCUGGCUGUUACUUUGGAUGAGCUUAAUGCCUUCGUUGCCUCCAUCGAUAAGAGCCGUGAUCCCAACGAGAAGAUUUUGCGCAAACGCAUAGUAGAUGAACUUCUGCCAAUUCUUGAGAAACAAGAGGAAGCUCGGAAACGCAAGGCAGCGCAGAAGGAACGCGAGCUACUCAAUCUUGAGAGAUUAGCUACAGCGAAGAGAUCUAGUAGAAUUGCUGGUAGACUCGAGCAGCGAAGACAGGAAGAAGAGGCUCGAGAAGCCGAACGAAAGAGACAGGCUGAGCUUGCGAUGGCGAAGAAGGAGCAAGAAAAAUGGUUGAAGUUAGAGAAGGAGAGGGAGUCUCGUAUGAAGACUCGAGAACAACGAUUGAAGGAGAGGGAAGCGCGACGCAUUCUUCACGAGGAAGAGCUUGCCAAUCUUUCUGAAGACAGCAAAAGACUCGAAUCGGGACAAGCCCGGUUAUCAGAGCGACAGCUGAAGGCAGAGAUAGAAAGAAAGAAGCAGGCGCUCGAAGAACUGAACGAGGAAGAUUGGAUUUUUGACUGCAUUUGUGGCGCAUAUGGUCAGAUUGACGACGGCACGCAUAGCAUUGCAUGCGAGAGGUGCAAUAUCUGGCAGCACAGUAAGUGUGUCGGUGUUAGCCGUGAGGAGGCCGAGCGGGAUGAUUUCCAUUUCAUCUGCAAGACUUGUGAGCGCCGUGCGAAGGACGCUGAAAGAGCGAAGACUCAUCCCCCAAUAACGAUCAAGCUCAAUCGACCGGGAUCCUCCUCUUCAGCGAUGCCUCCUACGCAGAGUGGCUUGCCAGCAGUCUUAGAUCAGUCAGUUCCCACGGAAACAGCCCAGUUCACUCCGAGUGUUGCCCAGAAAAGUACGCCGUGGCAGGUACCUUACGUUCCACAAGAGGCUGCUGUGGGUGUAUCCCAGAGUAACGGUCACCAAGUACCUCAGGAACCUUCGAAGAUGGCAAUGCCUUCCGUUCCAGCGCCUGCUCCCACCGCCAUGGCUUACGACAGACCGUCCAGCAGUGCAUCUGCUAGCGGAAAGCACUAUUCACCUUAUGCUAACAGCGGAACUCCUGCUCAUUCUGGUGUCCAAAGGCCUCCAAGCGCGCAUGCGUUCUCAUCUCCCCAUCCACAUAGCCCUACUAAUCUACCUCCGCCCGUCCAGCACGAGUCCUAUUCCUUCAUCAAUGGCAAUGGUCAAGGCACGCCAGUUCAGUACAACACUGCUAGCUACUCCCCAGCUACAUCUCAACGCAACGGACAGUCAUCCCCGUCUCGGGCCCCGAAUGGUCAGUUUCCGGCAUCAAAUGAUAGAUAUCAUCGCCAGGGCUCAAUCAACCUGCCGUCCCCCUUUUCUGGCACCCCGGUACUGACGCCAGCGAACAAAGGCCAUCCGGCUGUUAAUCUAUCCAGCAGCCCGCCGAUGAAUCCGAGGCCGAACGAGCAGGAGUCAGCAUUGUCUCCCGGAACACAGCUUUCUCAAUUUCAGCAAGUUGGGGAUCCAAGCUAUUCUUCACCCCUUCCGCCGGUCGCGACAGGACUUUCCCCGACCAAGCAUUCACCCCCCAGACCAACGACAUCUAAUGGAAACCUGGCCUCGGCCACGCCAUCAGUCUUGCCACCGGUGGCCUCUUUGUCCCCCAGUCCACAGCUCCAAAACUUGACACCACCGGUUAAGCCCUCGGAGCCCGAACGGAGCCGUGAGAACGGGCAUGGCGCGAGCUUCUGA